AUGGCAAACCCAGAAUUCACAGUAACUUACAGAAUUGAUGGUAACUGGCAAAACUACUCAACCUUCAUUCAAAAUCUGCGUGGUAGAGUAGCUGACCCAAACGCAGAACUUUGUCGCGGCCUUAGCCAACUUCCACCCGAAAAUCCAAACACAACUCAAUCGCGACAACGCUGGAUUUCUGUUAUACUCCAAACAAAUGACACAAGUAUCACCUUAAGGAUACGACGUGAAAAUCUCUACGUAGACGCCUACCGAAGGGGUAACACCACUUGGGUUGAGUUUGCUUCUACACGCGGCCGCCUAUACCCAAACUCUGUUUUACUACAGAACAAUGAUGGCAGCUACCCUCAAUUAGAAGCUGGAACACCAGGAAGAAGCAACAUUCCUCUGACAUUAGAUAAUCUUACACUUGCUGUCAAUAUGUUGGCCGAAUUAGAUGGCCGUGGAUCUGAUGCCAGAAUGUAUCAGAUCGUGGUCGUUCAAAUGAUAAGUGAAUCAAUUAGGUUGCAUAGUAUAACUCAAUAUCUAGCUAGUGGGCAUGCUACAGCUGGCGCCCCUGCUUGGAUGAUCGGAAGGGAAGGUUCUUGGGCUAGGCUUUCAAGAAUUUUGUAUGCUAACAGUGCUGAUCGUUUCCAGCCUUACGACGAGUCACAAGAGUUCAUUAACGAGACACAAAUCUGGUCAUACCCCGAUGUGAUCAAUGCACUUGGGAUACUUAAACCCGAACCUAGAGCACCCAAUACUCGAUUUCCCCGAAUGGCUCAAGAUUAUGACUUCGGUGGUGGGCCCAAAGUGGAGGUGUUUGAGUUUCGUAUCAAUAAAACCGAUGAAGAUCUCAUUCCUGCACAACUCUAUGGAUCAAUUAAAGGUAAUCAAGUGUUUAUUCAUAACUUCUAUGACCGGGAUAAUGGUCAUACUGAACCGGUUAAUGCUGGAGAUUUUCCAUUACUUAUGGGUCCAAAAUCUGCUGCAAUGUCGGCUUGUGAUACCUUCAAAAUUAAUGUUGAUUUGUUGUUCAAAAAAAAUUCUGGCCCGCCUUAUACUCAAUGUAGUCGAGGAUACAUUCUAUGGAAUACUUGUAAUCUCGACUCGAGUAAGGUGUAUGAUAAGUUUAUACAAGAUACGUUUCCAGGGGAUGAUGGGUGCUCUGCUACGAUUCGUUAUGGGGUGUUUAGUGAUGCGGUAGGGGCUAAUAUUGAGGUUAAACUUAUUAAUGGUGAUGGGGAAGAUCCUGCUCAAGUUUAUGGUAAUAUAUCUGCGGCGAAUACAAGAGUUAUAGAAGGUGAGAGUGUGCUUUUUCGUAAGGGAAAAGAUGGUCGUAUGGAUAUAAGGCCUGGUCAGGUGAUUCCGUUGUCAAGGGCUAUUGUUGCAGUCCCGAUAAAUUCCAACUUUCAUGUUCGUGCUAAAUUAUAUGAUUAUGAUUCUGCGUCGUGGGAUGAUGAGAUUGCUAAUGGAACUGCAAGAUUCAAGCCGAAAAGAUAUGGAACUGAUGUUCAGAAAAUUUCGGGGCAGUAUGGUGAAAUUGAAGUAAAGAUUACUUGGAAAAUAUGA
Amaranthus tricolor (Joseph's coat) is the source of this 1551-nucleotide messenger RNA. RefSeq lists its product as uncharacterized. The transcript has a single exon. Gene Ontology annotation, molecular function: rRNA N-glycosylase activity. Lineage: Eukaryota; Viridiplantae; Streptophyta; Magnoliopsida; Caryophyllales; Amaranthaceae. The record is from RefSeq and is a predicted model, not a curated record. Gene Ontology annotation, biological process: negative regulation of translation. The coding region runs from base 1 to 1551 and encodes 516 amino acids.